Messenger RNA from Exaiptasia diaphana, 921 nucleotides. RefSeq names its product E3 ubiquitin-protein ligase MARCH3-like. Bases 35 to 724 code for a protein of 229 amino acids. Gene Ontology annotation, biological process: protein ubiquitination. The transcript is spliced from 3 exons. Lineage: Eukaryota; Metazoa; Cnidaria; Anthozoa; Actiniaria; Aiptasiidae. The record is from RefSeq and is a predicted model, not a curated record. Gene Ontology annotation, molecular function: zinc ion binding; ubiquitin-protein transferase activity.
CUGUAUUAGCACUGACUAUGAUGUAAACGUAUUAAUGGAUGGUGCACUCGUCACCGAAAAUACAAGUGGCASUGUGUGUUCUGUGUUCAGCUUGGAUAUCGACCCUGCGAGGACUGCAGCCUCUUCAAACGGUGUGUCAAGUCCUCAAAACGGUGCAUCCAGUGACGACAAUAACUCGUGUAAAAUCUGCCGAGAUCCAUCGGUUGAUGAUGAAAUCAUCUCACCUUGUUAUUGCACUGGAACAAUGUCCCAUGUACAUAAACGAUGCCUGGAAGAAUGGCUGUCAACCUCGAACAAAUCCUCUUGCGAAAUAUGCAGCUACAAAUUCGAUGUAAAACGAAGUCCAAAAUCGUUAAAAGAAUGGUUAAGUCAUCGUCAGAGUCGUAUUGAAAGACGGUACAUUGGUGGCGAUAUCGCCUGUUUYAUCAUCCUCACUCCAUUAGUCGGCGCAAGCAGUUACCUAUGCGGCAAGGGAGCCUAUUACUAUUUCGACAUGGGGCUUGUAUGGCUAUCAGUWGGUUUGAUAACCCUSAGCGGUUUUCUGUGGUUAAUAUACAUAUUCUGGAUUGCGGUAACCGUUAAGUUUCAUCACAAGAUGUGGAACGAGUGGCGACGACAUAAUCAAAUCAUUCAUUUGAUGAGCCACCAACUUACGCAUCAAGACGAGGAUUGCAAAGAAAAUCGCCCGAGUACGGUCCCAGAAUGCAAUCAGCACUGCGUCUGAAAUGCACAAUAUCGAAUUAAAACGCGAUUUUCUAUAAAAUAUUGAAAUAGAAUAAAUGAUCAAUCUCGAAACACUGAAAUAGAAUUGAAGAUCGAGUUUUGAAAACAUGGAUAUAAAUGUAUGAUUAGAAUCAAUUUUGUAAAUAUUGCAAAAUAGAAUAUAUGAUCAACUUUGAAAGCAUUAAAAUAGAACAAAUA